This is a messenger RNA of Pyricularia oryzae 70-15, 3539 nucleotides long. RefSeq lists its product as uncharacterized. Gene Ontology annotation, molecular function: ATP binding; mismatched DNA binding; ATP-dependent DNA damage sensor activity. The transcript has 2 exons. NCBI's taxonomy places the organism in Eukaryota, Fungi, Ascomycota, Sordariomycetes, Magnaporthales, Pyriculariaceae. The record is from RefSeq and is a predicted model, not a curated record. Gene Ontology annotation, cellular component: MutLalpha complex. The coding region runs from base 486 to 3272 and encodes 928 amino acids. Gene Ontology annotation, biological process: mismatch repair.
ACAUCUUGUCAGCCUUUUGGGUUGCUGAUUAACAUGCUUGAAAGGCACUUGAAAAGCUCUGUACCUCAAUGAGGGCCGUAUUGGCAGCAGUCUUCGAGAUGAAUGCUGAGAGUCAAAAUUGAUCUUGCACCUGCCUUGCCUGCUUCAUUGACCUAAACCCGUUGGUUGGGGCCCGGAAAAGGCAAGAGCGACGCAACACCCUGAAGAUUGCUGUCGCAGCUUCCCAAACGACAACCAGUGGAAACGAGCGGGGUCGGCCUCGUUGGUGAAGACGACGAUGGCUUUUCUUAUCUCUUUCUUCUGUGACUAACUCCCUUCAGUGUUCGCGAUGGGCAUCAACGGCCAGCGAUGAGCUUCAUCCAGCCUAUCUUAACAGACAUGCUUAUGCGGUGAUUACCUAUCAAUUCAUUUCAAAAACUCAAUCUGUUAGUUUUCGUUUCUAGCUCACGUGGUGAAGGCCCUGGGGAAGCCUAGUACUCGUGACCAUGCCUAUUGCUCCACUGCCUCAGGACGCCGUCCGCCUACUACGUGCCCAUGUGGUAAUCAGUACGCCCGUCUCCGUCGUCAAAGAGCUGUUGGACAACUCAAUCGAUGCCAAAGCCACCAGUAUCGAGGUGCUUGUCUCACGCAAUACGGUAGACAGGAUCGAAGUCCGGGACAAUGGAGUAGGGAUCGAAACUCGGGACUUUGAGGCACUAGGGCGCCGUGGUCACACGAGCAAGUUGAAGUCAGCCGACGAGCUGGAAAACAUUGGCGGUACUUCUCUUGGGUUUCGUGGCGAGGCUCUUGCGGCCGUGGCUGCCGUCGCAAAGGUUACGGUCACUACAAGGACGGCGGCAGACGAUACGGCGACUGUCUUUGACUUGCUUGCAAAUGGCAAAGGCACCCUCAAGAACACCAUCAAGUCUACGCCAGUAGGGACAACAGUCACAGCCUCCGAAAUGUUCGAGCGUUUGCCAGUGCGGAAAAAGGUAGCGAUCAAAGAGGCAAAAUCAACCAUGGUCAAGAUGAAGCAGCUUCUCACGGCCUAUGCGCUGGCUAGGCCGCAGCUGAAGUUGUCCAUCAAAGAGAUAGGAGUGGCCCAUCCAUGCUUGUCGUACUCACCGCGGCUUUAUGCAACAAUGAAGGCAGCCGCGGCAUGUCUGUUUGGCUCGGACCUCGUUGCACAGUGCGUUGAGAUGACUCAUAAAGCGGACGCUUCGACAAGACGUAGAAACCUCGCCGAUGGUGUUGUUAGUGAGCCUCCGGAUCAAUGUGGGGGCUACAUUAAGAUUGAUGCCCUUGUUCCUGUUCCAGGUAUUGUCCCAGUCAAGAUCUCGAACAAAGGCGCUUUCUUCUCUGUGGAUUCUCGACCAGUGUCCGCCUCAAGAACAGUGUUCAAGAAGAUCUACAGUCGCUUCAAAAAGUGCAUUUCCAAGUCACUCGAGGCGUCGGAUGACGGAAAGCAAGCCAAAGAACCCUUCAUUGCACUAAACAUCAAGUGUCCUCAAGGAAGCUAUGACGUGAGCAUCGGGCCUGCAAAAGACGAUGUGCUUUUUACUGACGAACAAGGUAUCAUUGAUGCGUGUGAUGCUCUGUUUGAGAAUACAUAUGGGCUUUCUGCUCUGCAGGGUGAGACCCAGAGAUCCAGCAAUAUGAGUCUGGUCAAUUCAGUCAACUCAGGGGAACAUAUGCAAAAUCUCGGCAUUCUUUCCAAGAAUGGUUCGGAAAAAGCCGGGGGCAUCGACUUCUCACCCAGUCCCAAUCGACCAGCUGAUGCGUCUCCCCAGGAACCUGCUUCUGAUUAUACCAUUUUUGACCAUGUUACGUAUGUCAACAAUCCUCCUAACAACCAAACAACAUCAAGAGAUGGACAGUGGAGUGUCAGAAUGAUGGGUGGUGAGAGCAGCGAAGAUGAGGACUCACUUCCAACACGAAAACAGCCUGAAAAACAGGGAAGUGAUACCAUCGAGUUGUGUGCUCAAUCGGACCCAACACUUCCGACCCCACUACAUGAGGAGGAAGAGGUUGCGCGGCCGCUGGAUGGUGUCAAUCCUUGGAUGCUUGCAAAAUUGAACGCUGCUAUCAAACAGGCAAAUGGAUCUCGCCCAGUGCCUGUUGCUCCACAACUCACCACAGCCACAGUGACAUCUCACACAUCGUUGCGCGAAUCUCAGGUACCGCGUCCGGAGCUUGCCCCUGGUCAAGCGUUGUGGGAUAUGACACCAGCUACGGAUGCUCCUAUCUCCCCACCGCGCUUCCCUGCUGUCAGAGACUUAGAGUUCUCAAUCUUCGGCCAGUCACCGGUGCUAUCACCAAUUUCAGCUUCCCUUUCAACUCCCAGGAACGUAUUUCGAAGUCCUUUGCUGUCAGGCAAUCGAGAACAUCGGAGAUCACUAAGUCCAUUCAGAGCCAGCCCACAACAGGAGGCUCAUCCUGAGAGCAACUACCAAACCCCGCCAUCGUCUUCAGGGGCCGAUCAAAGACCUCAGGCUCAGAGAUCCAGCGAAAAAGGCAAUUUCCGGGGCGGUCUUCGACAGUUUCGACAGGGCAAGCUGUUUUCAGGGAAAGGUUGUGGAUCGAAUCGCCCGAAGGGUGAUUCUGGAGGAUCUGUACCAAGAUUUCAUAAUCCUGAGCCUCACGGCUCUGAUAGCUUGAUGCCACACCUCGGAUCCCAAGAAAUCCGGGGGAGACAGCCUUUGAGGCAGCUGUCGCCAUCGCAACAAAACGGUCGGGAUGAAGUUCCUUCAUAUCUCUUAGUCCGCGGGAGACAAAGCUUACGCAGCGAACCUUCUGGGAGAUCUUUUGCCACUGCCACCGCCCCCUUUUCCUCGAUUAUUUCUCUAGGAGCUCCAAUGCAGCCAGAGAUCACUACACGGGCUCUGUUGCAGCAAGAAGCCUCCCGCAUAGACGACGAUAUUCCCAAUCACGAAAUGAGUUUCCGUGCUGCCAUGAGAAACAAAAGUCGUUCAAAGUCUCGGAGACGUUCGAAGCGGCUCAAGAGCAGCAUGUUGGCCCUGGAGACUGCUACUCAGGAUACAUUAGGGCUUGAGACAUGGAUAGAGAAUUUCGACUUCAAGCCUCUGCGGGCCCUCGAAGAGCAACUUUCGGCGGUUGAUGAUUAUCUCUUGACUGGUAAAAUUCACGAGGGACUCUCGAUAAGCCACGACACCAUGGGUGCGCUCGAGGCUCAACUCAAGUCAAUUCUUUAUGAACGCCUGGUAGAUGAUAGCGGUCAAAGAUGUAACUGCGAGAUCGACUUGCGUCGAGCGAUGGCGAGAGAGCAGGCGUGAGCAUGGCGUGAGAAUUACCCAUGUCAUUUAUUAUAGACAAGGCAUGUAUCAUAAGGGCUAUCAAUCUUGCUGGAUAUCUUGCUUGGCUGAAUAUGAAGAUGUAUACAGCAUCUUGUCCUUUUCUUUGCUUGGUGGGAGGGCUUCGACAAAUGAACCCUAAUAAUUUGGGUGGGACAUAUGACAAUUUCAUGGCGGUAAAAAGAAAUCAGAGAUAUGCCUCAUUGCUAAAGGAUUUAAGAAACUAGCUUAAUAACACAACUCAAGGAA